UAAAAAGGCACCCUGUCUGAGUGAACACUCAUUUUCAUUUUGACUUACGGAAUACACCGCCUUGCGAAAUAUACCUGAACUGCAAGCAUUUUGACCAUAACAACAAAGAUGGCCUCCUGUGCGAAACAUUGCGUAGCCUACCUGUUCCUUCUAGGAGUUCUAUCUGUUCCUGCGGCGUCAGUCUACACCCUAACGGACCAGGGCGGGUUGGGGUCGAGGUUUGACGGGGUUGGAGGCCUGAGCGGUGGAGGAGCGACCUCGCGCCUCCUGGUGAGCUACCCCGAGCCGUACCGGUCCCAGGUCCUGGACUACCUGUUCAAACCCAACUUCGGGGCGGCGCUGCAGAUUCUCAAAGUGGAGAUAGGAGGAGACGCUCAGAGCACGGACGGCAGCGAGCCGUCGCACAUGCACAGCGCAGACGACCAGAACUACACGCGCGGGUACGAGUGGUGGCUCAUGCGGGAGGCCAAGAAGCGCAACCCGGGCAUCAAACUGUACGGGCUGCCCUGGGCCUUCCCGGGGUGGGUGGGGGGUGGGGAGCCCUACCCAGACCCAGAACUAACAGCAGAAUACGUCAUCAACUGGAUCCUUGGCGCCAAAAGGGUCCACGGCCUGACCAUCGACUACGUGGGCAUUUGGAACGAGAAGGAAUAUGACGUCACCUACAUCAAGACUCUAAGGAAAACGUUGGACGACAAUGAUCUGGGUCACGUGAUGAUCGUGGCCGCGGACGGCGAUUGGCUGAGGAUUUCUGAAGACGUCAUGGCGGAUCCUGAGCUGGCCAAGGUGGUGGAUACCAUUGGUGCGCACUAUCCGGGGACUAACAGUAUACCAAUGGCGCGACAAACUGGGAAACCCCUAUGGGCUUCAGAAGACUACAGUACCUUCAACGACCCCAAGGGAGCCUCGUGUUGGGCACGCAUCCUCAACCAGAACUACGUCAACGGUCACAUGACCAGCACCAUCGCCUGGAAUCUCGUCGCCAGCUACUACGAUAACCUGCCGUACCCGCGAGAUGGUCUGAUGACAGCCAACCAGCCCUGGAGCGGUCACUACGAGGUCAGUGACCCCAUAUGGGCGACCGCUCACACCACCCACUUCACCUCUCCCGGCUGGCAGUACCUGAACGGCGUCGGUCAUCUGGACGGCGGGGGGAGCUAUGUGGCCUUGGCUGACGGAAAGGGAAAUCUGACGAUCGUCAUAGAGGCUAUGAGUCACCAGUAUUCCAAAUGCGUCCGCCCCCUUCUCCCGCCAUACUCUGUCGCUCCGACACAGAUUGUCAAUUUCAGGCUAGGUGGCGCUUUUGAGAAAAUCACACACCUGUACGUUUGGUUUUCGAAAUUCGUCGGCAACUCCACCGCUCGGUUCGAGAGAAGAGAUCCCCCCAUCAAGGUCACGGGAGGCCAUUUCUCUGUAGAGGUCAAAGAGAAUUGUUUGUAUACUUUAACCACAAUACAGAAGGUUCGAAAUACUCCCACAAAUUACCCAGACUCCCCUGCGUCGGCGCCGUUCCCACUUCCAUAUAAGGACAACUUUGACGGACCAGCGAACUCCAGUGAGGCCCGGUACUUCGCAGACCAGACAGGGGUGUUUGAACUCUUUGUGAACGACAGCAGUCCGGAUCACGUGGGAACGAUGAGGCAAGUCGUCACAGAGAGGCCGAUCUUCUGGUGCAAGAAAGGUCCCACAGAUUCACCAAUCAGCGUCGUCGGGGACCACAAUUGGACCGACGUCACAGUCAGUUGCGAUGUCCUGGUGGAACGGCAAGGGGGCGCUUUUGUGGCGGCGCGAGUGGACCGCGGGGGUUGCGUCAUCAAGGACGCCCUCGGCUUCUUCCUCUGGGUGUUUGCAGACGACACUUGGGCGCUGUCGUACGACCUCGCGCUGAAAAACAUCGUGAAAGCAGGGAAACUAAACGCCACAGUAGUCGGACAAUGGCAUCGGUUGGAUCUUUAUUCAAAAGGGGACACCGUGAAAGGGUCGGCAAAUGGACAAGUGCUGUUUGAAUUGAAAACCGGACCGCUUCCCAUCAAGAAAGGAUUCGCCGCCAUUGGGAGCCUGGAUUUCAAACAUGUACAGUUUGAUAACUUUGUAGUCGACAGGACAAAGUAACGUGGACAAUAUACAAGCAUUGUAGAUGAGAAAAAUAUUGAAUAAAACAA
Messenger RNA from Branchiostoma floridae (Florida lancelet), 2162 nucleotides. Its product is annotated as galactocerebrosidase-like. Gene Ontology annotation, molecular function: galactosylceramidase activity. Gene Ontology annotation, cellular component: lysosome. NCBI's taxonomy places the organism in Eukaryota, Metazoa, Chordata, Leptocardii, Amphioxiformes, Branchiostomatidae. The transcript is spliced from 6 exons. The record is from RefSeq and is a predicted model, not a curated record. Gene Ontology annotation, biological process: galactosylceramide catabolic process. The coding region runs from base 109 to 2112 and encodes 667 amino acids.